Caenorhabditis elegans is the source of this 640-nucleotide messenger RNA. RefSeq names its product SCP domain-containing protein (gene scl-19). The record is from RefSeq and is marked reviewed. Bases 17 to 640 code for a protein of 207 amino acids. The transcript has 4 exons. Lineage: Eukaryota; Metazoa; Nematoda; Chromadorea; Rhabditida; Rhabditidae.
AUUUUGCAAGUCAACCAUGAAGUUGCUCCUCUUCCUGCUUCUCGCCAUCUCCUCCAGCAGCGGCCAGCUCAGUCCUAAUGGCCGGCAACAAGUUUUAGACUUCCACAACAAACUACGAUCCCAAGUUGCAUUGGGUGUAUUCUCAGCUAACGGAACGAUUAAGCCGCCAGCAAGGAAUAUGGAACGGCUUACUUACGGACAACAGUUCGAAAGACUGGCUCAGGACUAUGUAGCGGAUUGUCCAGAUGGAUUGGAAAUCCCAAUCGGGAGAAACAUCGGGAUGAACUACUACACAACUAAGGUUGAUGAAACUUACAACUCGAUGGAUGAAUAUGUCAUAGAUGCUUUAAACGAUUGGGCCGAGGAGUUCCAGGUGAACGGGUGGCUCAGCACUAUCUACAACGACACCAGCAUCUCCGCAGCCAGUCAGAUGGUAUGGGCCGGGACCAAAUACGUGGGCUGUGGUGUGAAACGCUGUGACCCCAUUAAUGUAGUCGUGGUUUGCAUGUACUAUCAGCAAGGAAAUCUAGUCGGACGCCCGAUCUACAAGGAGGGUCCGCCGUGCACUGCGUGUCCACCGAUGAGGAUUUGUCCCGGGCAGAAGGAGUGUUGUGACAGGGUCAUGGGGCUUUGUACGUAG